Macrobrachium nipponense is the source of this 1303-nucleotide messenger RNA. Its product is annotated as GATA zinc finger domain-containing protein 14-like. Lineage: Eukaryota; Metazoa; Arthropoda; Malacostraca; Decapoda; Palaemonidae. Gene Ontology annotation, molecular function: chitin binding. The transcript is spliced from 3 exons. Gene Ontology annotation, cellular component: extracellular region. The coding region runs from base 63 to 1130 and encodes 355 amino acids. The record is from RefSeq and is a predicted model, not a curated record.
CUGAGGGCAGCGAGGGAGUGGGGCAUUCCAGCCAGGAUCUUCUUCCAGUUUGGAUAUCAACCAUGAAGGCCUCCGUUCUUUUACUUGCUGUUGCUCUUGCAACUGCACAGCAGUUCAACGAGAGACGUGAGUUCAACACAGCCGUCAGACUUGCUGGUCCUGGAUUCUUCCAGCAAGGAGGAUCUUUUGCCAGUCGAUCAUCCAUUAACAACAACUCCAACCAACAGCGACAGUCUUUCUCCACUUCUGGAAACUUCCAGAACCAAAACAAUAACUUCCGGUCUGCCUCUUUUGGUAGUGACAGGAACUUAGGUUCCGCUCAGUCUUCCCUGAACAACAACCAGUUCCAGUCUGGAUCAACCUCCUUCUCCAGGAAUCAACAAAACAUAGGAACUCCAUUUGAUUCCAGGAACCAAAACCAGUUCCAGAAUAACCAAUUCCAGUCUACCACCAAUGCCAAUAAUUUCCAGCAGAACCAAUUCCUGAAUAAUUUCAACCAGCAGAAUUCUCAGAACCAGUUCCAAACCUCUUUCGAUAGAGACAACUCCAGGAACAGAUUCACAUUAGUGGAAAAUGUUCAGCUAACACCAUCUACUCGCUUCCAGACUACUUCUGGACAGCAGCCAUCUGGAAUAGCUUUUUUGCAGUCUAACAGAAACCAGCAGAACUCAGGUGACCAAUUCCAAGGGUCAAACUCUGCAAGCAACUUCCGUUCUAAUGACAACAACAGAUUCACCACUGGAAGUCAGUCUCAGUCCAGUGCUCAGUUCAGAUCAGGUUCCUCUUCCUCCAGUGAAUUCGACGGUGUUUUCGAACCCCUGAACCUUCCCUCUGGAGCCAGUGCCAUCCUCGGAAGCAUCUCCACUUCCUUCAGCUGCGUCGAGAGGCCUUAUGGCUACUAUGCUGACCAAGACAACUCCUGCCGUGUCUUCCAUAUCUGCAAUCCUUAUCUCUUCUCUGAUGGAGAAGUUCAGACUUAUCAGUACAGCUUCAUGUGCGGCGAGGGCUCCAUCUUCGACCAGAACGAGAUGACCUGCAAGGCCGAAUACGAAGCCACCCCUUGCCAGGAGGCCCAGAACUUCUACUUCAGGAACGAACAAUUCGGUCGCCCUGAGGAAAAGUCUUUCUAAGAUGCCGCAACAACGAAGACCUCAAGGAAGCCUGGGUUUUGUCUCGCGCGAGCGACAGCUAAAUGAAUGUCGUCAUAUUUCUGAAAAGAGUCGAACUGACUGACCAAAAAAAAUGAUGAUUGCAUCAGCAUACAUUAUUUAAAAAGGUUUAUGUAAAAUAAAGUCGAAAUCAA